Molecule: messenger RNA, 4155 nt
Organism: Acanthoscelides obtectus
Lineage: Eukaryota; Metazoa; Arthropoda; Insecta; Coleoptera; Chrysomelidae
Source: the annotation of a GenBank genome assembly
GUUUUUUGUUGUGGUGAGCUGUUAUAACAUGGCGUUAUAGUUGACAAAGCAAUGAAAGCUUUUAAAAUUUUAUAAAAUUCCUGUGAAAUCUACCUUUAUCAUCCGAUGACAAUGUUCACGUUACCGAAUUUCUGUCGUGUGUGCCUCAAAUAUGACAAGAACUUGAUAGAUUUGGCUCACAUCGAGAACGAACCAAACGAAACUUUGAUGAGCAAACUGCAACACACCGUAUCGGAAGUGGAAUGGGCGGCAUUUAAGCCUCUGCUGUGUCAUCCAUGUAUAAAAAGGCUGAAUAUUGCGUAUGGAUUCAAAAAACAGUGUGUGCAGUCGGCGGCUGUUUUGAAAAACUAUGUCGAACUUGUUAAGGAAUCUCAAAGGAAAAACGAAUCUCCGAACCUUCAAGCUGGAAAAUCUGAUGGUCUACAGUCACCUGGAGGUACAUACAUGCUCCUUCCAAACCAGAAGUAUGUAAAAAUUAUGGUUGGUGGUCAAAAUCAACUUACAAACAAUUCUUUUCAAAACGUCUUUUUGAACCUCAUACCCACAGCAGCAUUGAAUAAUCCUGUACCUCCUCUAGUGCCCCAAACUGAUCCUGGCAAGGAUACCAAUCAGAAUGUGUUUUUGAGUUUGAACAACACUUUUCAAAAAUUCAUCCCAGGCCUUGUUCCAACACAAACUUCAAUACAACCUUUGUUAGAACCUAAGCAAAAAAGUUCCAGUGUGAAUGAAAUUCUCUCAGUUGGUAAGAGCGAAGAGGUAAGUGUUGAAGUUGACCCUUCAAUAUUUGGACUUGCUGAAGAGGCAGAUGAUAGGACAGAAGAUGAUGUUAAUGACUAUGAUGAAGUGAUUUCACAAGCUAAAAUAACAUUGAAAGACUUUAAUGUUAAUGGUGAAAGCAUCCAGAAUGGUAAUGACCAAAAAUAUGUUCCUAUUCUUCCAAAGUCCCAAGAUGAUUUCUUCACUUCAGGGCAGCAUUUCUUAUUUAGCAGCUCAUCAGAAAAUGGUGGAGCAAAUGGUAUUUACCCAUGUGAACAGUGCCAGAAAUCAUUUCCAACCAAAAAGACCUUGAAACAUCAUUUUAAUCAGUUCCAUCUAGGAAAGUUGCCUUUCAAAUGUGAAAUCUGUUACUCAGAAUUUCUCACUCGACCUGAGUACGAUGCUUGUAUACAAGCACAUAGAGAUGAUAAUGAUAUGGUCAACCAGUCGAUCACAUUACAAGACUUAGAGACUAAUUACCAACCCAGCUUGACUUUAGCUGAUGUUGAGGCCAAUGUACAGAUGACAGAAAAUGGUGAAUAUGUUUGUGAUGUUUGUAGGAGAAUCUUCAACAGCCCUACAGGUCUAUUGAGGCAUAAAGUACGAAAGCAUGGAAGGCCAAAAACAAGGAAAAAGUAUUUUAUUAAAGGUAUGAAGAAUGCAAGAUGUGAUAUUUGCAAUAGGGACUUCUCUACGCAAUCAUAUAUGCAGUUACACAGAAAACUGCAUGAGAGGGAUGAUAUUGGGUAUAAAUAUAAAGUUUUUGGUAAAAGUAGAUAUAAAAGUGAAGAGAGAUAUGAGAAAGAAGAGGAUGAAAACUCAAAACAAGAACAGAAACAGGAUGGGAAAAGAGAAGGAAGUUAUGAUGGGGUGAAAAAGGAGAAAACGGAUGAUGAGAGGAGCAUUGAUGGUGUUAGAAAUGAAAAAAUGGAGGUAGAAGAAGAGGAAGAUGAAGAAAAUUCAGAUGAAGAAAAUUCUAAUCAAGGUGAUAAUAAUUCAAAUCAUGAUGAUAGUUCCACAAACUCAAAGGAUUUGUAAAUAUAUUGGCGGUAUUAGAUACUAAUAAUAGAUGUAUCAUAUCCUAGUAGAGUUGUUGAAGUAUCUUGCAUUCAGUAAUCUAGCUUUAACUGCUCCAUCAUUUCUCCAAUUUGUGAGAAAUGUUUAAUUUCCUGAGAAAAAACUGUCAACUUGCAAUAUUUUACACACAGAAUUUUCUUAGUCCUCUGCACAAGUUUUUUUUUGUAGUAUAUCCAAACCUUUAUUUCCACACACAGACGCGUCGGAACGAAAAUUUUCAUGGCUGGGCUCACUAUAAAAACAGUUUAGAUAAAAGACUGUAAAAUGGACAUAAGCUUUGUUUUGUAUUAUUCAUCACGUAUCACAUGUUUACACUUUACCAAGUACAAGUUUUCUUUCAUCAAACACACUUUUUCUCUCUAGUUCUAGAUCUCUAGUUAAUUUUUGAUGGGUAUGAAUGCAUGAUUUGAGUCAGAUGAUUUUGUGUCACAGUACAUUGAAGAUCGGUCUUCAAUUGUUGCAAAGCACUGAAAGAGCAUUCUGCUGAAGCAUCAAUCUUACAAAUAGGUGUAGAAAAAAUUUUGAUAGAUGGACUUAAGCCCCUAAGCACCCAGUCCACACGGCUAUGACGCGCCUGUCCAUACAACACAUAUUAUUUGAAAAAAAAAAUUUCAGGCUCUUGUAUUUGAUAUGCCCGAAUUUUUCUGUUUGUAUCUCAAAAAUAAAUGAGUUACAUUACAACAUAAGAUGUAUGUAUGUAUAUUUAGGAAUAUCCUAGAGCAUUAAAGUACCCUAGAAUGUGUAAGAUUAACUUUUUAUAAAACAUAUAUUUUUUUUAUUGCAAUGUGUUAUUGACAAUCACUGAAUGGAAGAUAUGCCUGCUAAAUUAUUUACCAAAAAGAAAACCUAAUUGAAUCAUUCUAAUAAUGAAGAAAAAUAUGUGGCAAUAUUUUUUCUACCCUAUCUCUGUUAUCAGUUCAAAAAUAGUUGUAGGACUGUGAAAAAUCAUAUAUGGUUAAUAUUAGUUUAUAUUUUACUAUUGGAAAGUUGAUUGACAGUAUUUGAAACCACACUUAUUAAAAUCUUACUAAGUAGCUUUAUGUUGUACUAUUUUUGGUAUACAUUCAACCAAUUUUUCGAAGCUUUAUGCUACAUGGAAUUUGAUGAGAACUGAUAGAGUAAUAAAAAACAUAUACACCUAGAUUUAGUUAUUAUCUUUUCUUGAAUGGUACAAAUAUAUCAAUUCUACUCGAAUACAUGUAUAUUUUGUUAUGAAAAACUUUGAAUACACUACAUUGAUAAGACUUGACACAUUAAUGCCAGUAUUUCAUCUUGCAAAGAAGAGAAUUGAUCAUUUUUUACCAAAAGCUAAUUUUUAUAUCAAGUGCCAUUAUAGUGUCAUCUGUCAUAAUCAUCAAUUAGGAUAAGUGUUAUUUUUUAUCUUGACUAGUCCCUUUUGGAAAGACAUUCCAUAUUUUUUUUUAAAUAUAUAGUGAGCAGCUAAGCUUUUUGAAAAUUAUACUGAAUCAGUGUAAAUAUAGAGCACUAGAGUUAAACUCAUUCUGUUAGACAUCAUGCAGAUUAUUCUAAAAUAUAACAAAGUAUUAUUGGAAAAUAAGUUAUGGUGGUUAGAAGUAUUAAAAAUAUUUCACUGGUUAAAACUUAUAUGGAAGGGAACUGUGUAACAUUUCAAUAUUCUCUAUCUUGACCAAGGUAUGAAACACAAUACCUCAGGUUUGAAUGGUAUAUUGAUUUUUCAAUUCAUGAGAUCUAGUGCAAAAACUAAAAACAAAUUUACUAAAAUAAAAAUUUCUCAUAUUAUGAGACAUCUUAUUGUUUAUUAACCGUAAUUUUGAAAAUUUGGUCAAAUAGAGAUGACCAAAAGUUAUAUAAAAUUGGUGUACCAGUCAAGAGAAGAUAUUCUGAAGGACUUGGCACAUGGCCAUAUAUGGACUGUUUAUUUUUAUAUAAGUAAUAUUAGAAAUUUAGCUGUUCCAGUAUCACAUUAUUGUUUUUAGGUAAUGGCUACUGAUAUGUGAUCUACAUCCUUUUCAUAUUUUAUAUUAAAUAUAUUUUUAUGUCCUUUAUAUAGUUCGGUUAUAUUCAUCUUUAUUGAACAACCACAUUAUUUUCACUACUUUAUAGUUAUAAUUUUAUCAUUCUAUGUAAGAUAUCACAUAGUUUUAAAGUUUUUUAUGAAUCAAUGUGUAUAUUGUUCUAUGCUUUUUUAUUAUUUUUUAAAUACAGUAUAUUCAGGAAGAGCAGGAAUGGUAAGUUCCCUUUUUCAUAAAAUUGCAAACAAAGCACAUGACAUUAUUGCAAGUGUUUCUUUUAUAUUAUAUGUAUAGUAUAUAAAUAAAUAUUAUAUGCUGAUUUUGUUUU